Lodderomyces parapsilosis is the source of this 1020-nucleotide messenger RNA. RefSeq names its product 25S rRNA (uracil2843-N3)-methyltransferase. NCBI's taxonomy places the organism in Eukaryota, Fungi, Ascomycota, Pichiomycetes, Serinales, Debaryomycetaceae. The transcript has a single exon. The record is from RefSeq and is a predicted model, not a curated record. The coding region runs from base 1 to 1020 and encodes 339 amino acids.
AUGAGAUUUUACGAAAAUGCUGCACAAAAUUGGGUGAGGGACAACUUUUCAUCCAUUCUUACCAAAAAUGCAAACUACAUAACCAUGGUUGGUGGAAAAUCAAAAUCGAACGAGCUAGACCGUGAUUCCCCUUCCACAUUGCCAUUUACGAAUGAAAACUCACUUGAACCUUACCAAAUUCUAGAUGCAUUCACUGUCUGUUUCAAACACAUUCUUGAUUCUCAUGAAUUGGACUCCUUCAUUCAAAAGGUGAAAGGUGAUUUAUACAAUAGGGACUAUAUCGCUGCUUUCAACGAUGACAACAAGAGGUUUGGAUAUGCGGCUAGGUGGAGCCCCUCAAGGGCAUUGGCUUAUGCCUCGUUGUUUUCCAACUUGGAACCAAUUACAGAAUUGUUACAGGAGUCUGAGAAGGUGAAGCGUGUGUUGUGUGUUGGAGGCGGUGCAGCUUCAGAAAUAGUGGGGUUGGGCGCCGUUUACUGCAGACUCAAGGAGUUUCAUCCAAACUCUCCUUCGCGAUUGGAUAUUGACGUUGUCGAUAUCGCAGAUUGGACAGUGGUGGUGAAUCAACUUACGAAUUAUGUGAAACAAAACUGGGUGUAUAAGGAACAUAACUUUAAUACGCAAUUCAAGCAUGAGGAUAUCUUAUCGACCAAAAUUGAUGACUUGGCGUCUUUUGAUUUGAUCACAUUGCUUUUCACUACUAAUGAGUUGUUUGCAGAGAAGAGGAAAGAGACAAUAAAGCUUUUACAAACAUUGAGUACCGGUUGCAAAAGUGGUACUCUUUUGUUGAUUGCUGAAAGUGCUGGUUCCUUCUCCCAUAUUACCAUAGGAAACAAGCAAUUCCCGGUGCAGUUUUUGAUUGACACUAUUUUAGUUGGUAAACAAGGCGAGGGAAACGGGUCGUGGGAAAUCAUUUCCGAAAAAGAGAGCAUUUGGUACAGGAUUAACGAAAGAGAGGUCACUUACCCACUAAAGCUAGAAAACAUGAGAUUUUUUUACAGGCUAUAUAGAAGGAAAUAA